AUGGACUCUAGCAGACAGGCAUGGCUACUGCCCAAGCCUGUAGGAAUCGCUUCAGAAGCAUCUUCACUGGGACAGAACAUGACUGUCAUCCCUGGCGCCUCCGUGCCUACAUUUGCAACCCUGCCUGUUCUCCCACCUGCCCCUCAACGAGCACCUCAGUUAUUUUGGGAGCCCCCAGCACCCCUUGUGACUGCAGGCAUCUCUCCCAGGAAUCCUUUAGUGCUAUCUGCCUUGCCUGGGAUGUCUUUGGUGGCAGGAGAUGGAAACACUGGCCUAGGUGCAGCUGUUCCUCUUAACAUUGUACAAGUUGGGACACCAGGCAGGCCUGUCCAGCCUGUGCAGAAUGCCAACAUUGUCCUCACUCAGGUGCCUCUCAAUUGUAAUGUCCCUGGGACCCAAGGUGGGGGCACGGGGCACCCUGCUUCAUUCUUCAUGACAACAUCUGCUGCAAACACCUUGAUAAAUGCCAGAAGUGCUUCAGCUGUCCAACCCCAAGAAGGCACAUGGGUUCUGGGGCCUCGCCCUCCCACCACCCAGCCAGCUGUCCAGCUGGUUUCUGUCAGGUCCCCAGUGAACUCAGUACCACCUCCAAAAGCAGCAUAUGGAGAGAGUGGCCCAGCCAGCGUCCAGACCAACUCUUCAGAAAACUACUUGUCCAAACCAGACAGCGUCUAUGGGAACUUCCGGCGCUGGCAGCAUAUCAAGACGCUGGUCCAGAGGCACCUGCCCCAGACUCCCGAUGUGGCAGCUUUCUCCUGCUUCCUCAUCCCAGUGCUUCGGUCCCUGGCCCGGAGGAAGCCCAGCAUGAAUGUGGAGGAGGGCCUGUGGAGAGGUCUGCAAGAAUGGCAGUGCACAAGCAACUAUGACCGGAUGAUCUUCUUUGAGAUGGCAGAAAAGUUCACAGAAUUUGAGAGUGCAGAAGAGAUGGAAAAUUCGAGGCCAGAGAUGGUGAGAAGUGCCCAGCGCCAAGUUCUUACAACCACGCCAAGGCAAGAUCAUCCAAGGCCCCCGGUCUCUGAGGUGGUUGAGAAACAAGUGUAUAGGUCCAGGAAGACUAUCACCAAGUUUGACUCUGCCCACCUCCCAGCACUCAGACAGCAGCACUUUAAAAAGACAGAGAAACCCAUUGAAAUUCCAUCCGAAGCUGUGCAGGAGUACAUUGAUAUCAUGGACUGGUUGGAGGGCCUUUCGAGGUCGUUCAUAGGCGAGCCCAAGGAGAAGGAGGACGAUGAGGACAUUGGGCCAGAGCAGGAAGAUGACAUGUACUCAGACGAAGGACUCCUAAGCUACAUUGACCAGCUGUGCUCCCAGAAACACUUUGUUGAGCAAGUGGAGGCCAUAAUAAAUCCCCAGUUUGUGGCAGAAAUCCUAUCAUCCAAACCAGAGAUGGACAUACUGUCUCUAACCAAGGAGCUGGAGUAUGAGGAAAAACUCACUGUUGACCAGCUGCUGGAGAAGCACUUCCUGGUACUGAAGAAGAAAGGAGGUGAGAGGACACUUCUAAAACCCAGUGCCCUUCAGACACCCGCCAGAGCUUCUGUACCGACUGUCUGCCAGGGUGCAGAGAGCAAUGACCAUAAUUCUCAAAGAGGAUCCAGUGCACUGACUGGUUCCUCACAAAUGGCUUCCUUAGGCCAGCAGUAUCCUGGAGCCACCAAUGUAGAAGAAAUACGGGGACCUAAGCCUGCCACUGUCCUCCUAGGUCACCAAGGUUCAGCCUCACUGGUAGACAUCGGAUACAGUGUCAUUCCCUACAGCAGAGGAGCCCAUCUCCAAGGCCUGGGGUCCAGAUGGGCAGAGAGCCUCAGAAGUGCUUCUACUACUGAGGAGCCCCAUGAGCCACUGGGCAGAAGCAUCGAGGACAAGGAGGAGCUCCCUAGCCUGUCCUUCCUCCUGUCUUCCCAGUACAGACUGAUGCCAUGGAAACUAUCCGACCAACUGUGCCCCUAUGCAGAUCUCUCUGACUCUGACAGUAUCCCCAGACUAUCUCCAAAGAUAAGGGGCCUCAGUCCUGAUCCAUCUCCAAUUGCCAAGUCAAAGAAGCGAGCUUUCAUUGGAAGCUUAGUUCCUCUAGCUAAGAGGCCUAAUUUGGGGCCUGAUCACGGGAUGCUGGAAGGGCCACUCACAGCUCUGGAGCUGGCUCACCUCUCGCAGCCUCAGAAGAGGAAGCAUGAGCCACUAGGUAUUCGGAAGAGGAAGAGGAAGAAGAGGCACUGA
Messenger RNA from Acomys russatus (golden spiny mouse), 2217 nucleotides. RefSeq names its product NUT family member 2-like. The record is from RefSeq and is a predicted model, not a curated record. The transcript has 7 exons. The coding region runs from base 1 to 2217 and encodes 738 amino acids. Lineage: Eukaryota; Metazoa; Chordata; Mammalia; Rodentia; Muridae.